Messenger RNA from Scatophagus argus, 4862 nucleotides. It is a transcript of the gene sik1, whose product is annotated as salt-inducible kinase 1. The record is from RefSeq and is a predicted model, not a curated record. Gene Ontology annotation, biological process: protein phosphorylation; intracellular signal transduction; microtubule cytoskeleton organization. NCBI's taxonomy places the organism in Eukaryota, Metazoa, Chordata, Actinopteri, Scatophagidae. Gene Ontology annotation, cellular component: cytoplasm. The transcript is spliced from 14 exons. Bases 365 to 2773 code for a protein of 802 amino acids. Gene Ontology annotation, molecular function: tau-protein kinase activity; ATP binding; protein serine/threonine kinase activity.
AAUAAGGUGGGUAUCAAUUUGUUAUGGUGGCGGAGGGAGAGGAGGAGGAGUUCCCCCUGUGAGUGCCGAAGCCCUAUGCUCUGCAUUCCGGCGGAGCGCACAGGCACACACCGGCCGCAGCCCAGUCCCGGGCCGAAAGACUUGUUGUAGUAACUAAAGUGAAGACGGGAGGAAAAAGUUUCCCCGUGUGUUUUCUACACUUUUUCCUCUCUGUUCGUGUUGUCGAUAAGUAACUCUGAUCGUGGAAUGGUUUACGUUUCCUCUGAGGGCUGUCUGAAGCGUGAGAGAAAGUGGUUUAUCUCCGCUUUUUAAGGUACAAGCCUUAAAUUAUCCCAAGGCUGUAACUCCAGACUGUUGCUGCACCAUGGUGAUCAUGACAGAGAACAGCCAGGGGGUUCAGUCCAGACCUGCCCAGGGAAGGCCCUUGCAGGUCGGCUUCUAUGAGAUCAUCCGCACCCUGGGGAAGGGUAACUUCGCGGUUGUAAAAUUGGCCAAGCACAAAGUCACCAAAACACAGGUGGCCAUUAAGAUCAUCGAUAAAACCAGGCUGAAUCCCUCCAACCUGGAGAAAAUUUACAGAGAGGUGCAGAUUAUGAAGCUGCUGAACCACCCCCACAUCAUCAAACUCUACCAGGUCAUGGAGACCAAAGACAUGCUGUACAUUGUGACAGAGUAUGCAAAGAACGGAGAAAUGUUUGACCACCUGACCUCAAAUGGCCGAAUGAGUGAAAAUGAGGCACGAAAGAAGUUUUGGCAAAUUCUUACAGCCGUGGACUACUGCCAUCGACACCACAUCGUUCACCGUGACCUAAAAACCGAGAACCUAUUGCUGGAUGGCAAUAUGAAUAUCAAACUGGCUGACUUUGGUUUUGGAAACUUCUACAAUGCAGGGGAGCCUCUGUCUACAUGGUGUGGCAGCCCCCCUUAUGCUGCCCCUGAAGUGUUUGAAGGGAAGGAGUAUGAGGGGCCUCAGCUGGACAUUUGGAGCCUUGGUGUGGUGCUUUAUGUUCUUGUCUGCGGCUCUCUUCCUUUUGAUGGACCCAGCCUUCCUGCUCUGAGACAGAGAGUGACUGAAGGACGAUUCAGAAUCCCUUUCUUCAUGUCUCAAGACUGUGAAAACCUGAUCCGUAAGAUGCUGGUAGUAGACCCAGCAAGGAGGAUCAGCGUGGCCCAGAUCAAGCAGCAUCGCUGGAUGCUGGCGGACCCAACAGCUGCCCGUCAGACCCUAAGCCAUUCCCUGACAGAAUACAACUCAAACCUGGGGGACUACAGUGAACCUGUGCUGGGCAUCAUGAACACACUGGGUAUCGACCGCCAGAGAACUAUUGAGUCUCUGCAGAGCAGCAGCUACAAUCACUUCUCUGCUAUUUACUACCUGCUGCUGGAGAGAGUGAGAGAGCAUCGCACCCAGCAGCUGAGCCGCCAGUGUGGGACCUGGACUCAGAGACCCAGAAGCACCUCCGACUCCACCUGCCCAGAGGUGCUCAUGGAGUCUACGGACGGCUUUAGAGCAACAGCACUUUCAAUUCCGGCCAAAAGCACUCCUCCAGUGUACUCAGAGAAGGAGCAUGAUCAAGGUGGACUGUUCCAGCGUGUGGUGUUUCCAGUGGAGGCCAGCCUGAACAGACUGCUCUGGAACCGCUCCAUUUCACCCAACAGCCUGCUGGAGACGAGCAUCAGCGAAGAGGUGCGACCCAGGGACCUGGAAGAGGAGGAGGCAACACAAACUCUCGGGCCCCUGCUCCCACCCACCACCACUUCCCGCAGACACACUCUGGCUGAGGUGUCGGCCCGUUUCCACCAGUGCAGCCCUCCAUGUAUUGUGGUCAGUCCCUCAGACGGUGCCUGUUCUGACAGCUGUCUGAAGUCCUCAUCCAGUCCAGCCCCCACUUUGCAAGCUGCUAUGGGUGAGAUGUCAACACUUUUGGCCUCAGGGGCUGAAGGUGGACCUCUGCUGCCUGCCGGAGCUCCCCUGGCCCUCUCCUCCCACCUCCUGCCCCAGACCCAGAGCAGCCUGCCUGCCAGCUUCCAGGAGGGUCGCAGAGCCUCUGACACCUCCCUCACUCAAGGCCUCAAAGCUUUCCGCCAGCAGUUGAGGAAAAACACACGCACUAAAGGGCUUCUGGGAUUAAAUAAGAUCAAGGGUCUGACGAGGCAAGUUGUUCCUCCACCCUCCUGUAACCGCGGCAGUCGUGGGUCACUGGGUCCAGCCCUCUCUGAGCAUCGCAGCAUGCUGGAGGAGGUACUGCACCAGCAAAGGAUGCUACAGAUCCAGCACCAACCCCAGCCUCAGGUCCAAGCCCCUCAGGCGGGACCUACGCAGAAUCCCCUGCUCUUACUGGCCCAGCAUCAGUCACCCUCUCCUCCGCCUACUACAGUGUUCACUUCCUCCUCCAUGUUUGACACCCCCUCCACCCUGCCUCCUCAGCAAACUUCAGUAUGUCUACAGCACAGCCCCUGGCAUCAAACCCUUGAAAGUUCUUCCUCUGGCUGCUCCUCAUCUUCUUCAUCCUGCUACUCCUCUUCUCUGUCCCCCGUGGCUUCCGCUGCUUACCUUCUUGAGGCUCGUCUGCACAUCAGCCAGCAAACCCACCCUCACCCCCACACCGGCCUCCAACAACUGCCCCAGUCAGCAACACAAGGCACCUUCCCCAUCAUGUCCAAACCCGCGGUGUGGAGCAUGGGCACCGUCUCCAGCACAGAUCCAGACUUGCAGGAGUUGGGCCUGGCUGCACAGCAGCAGCAGCUCAGUAGCUGUGUGAUGGUGAAGUAAUACAUCAUUAAGACCAGUGAUUGUUCUCUCUGUGGAAGAGGUUCGAAUCUCGACUUGAUUUUGAGGCGUGAAAAAAAGAGAGUAGAUGUGAAGUAGAAAGAACAAAAGCAGACACAAGCGACAAAUGUACACUUUAUUUAAGAAGAAGCGGUACACAAGAGAGACACACAAAAGUGUGUAUGUUGUGUUUGCUGUUGAUAUCAUAUAAGCUAAAGACUAAGCAAUAACCAAACUCUGGACACGGUGUUAAAAGUUGUAUCAGACAGCCAGAAAAGCAAUAAUACUCCUCCAGCUCCUUGAUGGACUCACUUGAAUGAAAGGAAAGUUGACGUCAGCUGAUACAGUUAAUGUCUCACAUGUUCUGAUGCUGUUUGCAUACGGGAAGGCUUGUCCUCAUUCUUUUUUUUGUGUCAAUUCCUGUUCUCGAUGUUUUUCACUUGACUGGACAGAAGACCAAAAUUUGUUCUGUUUUUUUGGGUUUUUUUGUGUCCCCACUUUGUUCGCCUUUCUAAAGAGACAGUUCUCUGUAGCAGUGCGAUGGACAUGCAGAAUAGUGCCCUAAGCUUACGAACACUCACUGAAGGGGUUGAUUUUGACUUGUAUUGAAACUGUGAUUUUAUUUUUCUGUGCAAGAAUAUUCUAGCUAAGCAAAUGCUGCUUUUACCUCAAGCUGCAAAAAGACUGCUACAUCCUCAUCAGCCAAAACUGAAGGAAGAUCCCGUAUCGCUGACUGAGUAAAGCACAACUGGUACUUCGGUCAGCUUGGUAGCACCUUACAUAUGUGGACACAUCGAUCUGUAUUCCAUUUGUUUGAUAAGCAAAUUCUUGUUAGCUUUUACAGGAAUUUGGCAGAGUAUCUGAGGAAUGACGUUAUUCAUAAGGACAGAACAAAAACUGUGGGAACAGUGCAAUAUUUCACAUUGAAAUACAAAGGAAAGAUGAGGCUCAACAUAGGAUGAUCAAAAUGUAAAUGCAUAUUUGCCUGUUUUUUUUUUUUGUUUUGUUUGUUUGUUUUGUUUUGUUUUCAUUUUGCCUGAUUGCUGUGCUAGCUAGCUGACAAGGACAGGUACUAGUUAUGUAACAUGAUAACAUUAUACUGUAGAAACUGAGAUGAAAGAGUCACGGCAUUUCAGAAUGCUGUUUCUUCACACAGCAUGCUUGUAGUUCUUUAACUGAACGGAAGGAAUUUGGGUUUUACCAAAGAGUGAACAGCACAAGAGAUGGGUGAUCUAUCACAGACACACUACUGACUUUUCACAUUGAAUGCUGUCCCGAAAUGUAGCAUGGUGGCUAACUAGCAUUUUCACAUGACCUCCUUAGCUUUUUUUCUGUAAGAAAAACCCUGCUGCCACCAAACCCUAAUGCUACAUGUGUUUUUGCUAUCUCUAGCUUUGACUGUCAGGGUCAUGGUGGUAUUCAUUUUUUGUACUUUUCUAGAAAAGAAGAAUAAGAAAAAAAAAAAAUCAAACAUAGCAAUACCAUGUUGUGCUGGAAGUUGAACUUUCUUCAGUUGUCCAUAAGUGGCUAGACUUAGGGAGAAAUGACCUGCAACAAGCUAAUUUAUUUGUACAGUCAGUUCAGACAACAUAGAGAGCUGCAAGAGAUGUGUACUAUUGUGAGCUUAGCUAAUUCUCUCAUGUAUGUGAAACAUCUUGUGGAAGAGCGGUGUUUUCUCAAGCCCAGUUCUACAUUGGAAACAUGCAGUGUUAAUAUUUCUGUCCAAUAAUUGUUGGUUGAUUGCACUCACUACCAACACUUGUGCCUUUAUCUGAACAAAUGAACGAUCAGAGGUCUCCAUGUCUGAUGGCUCCACUGAAGGAAGAAAGAAAGAUGAAUGGCUCAGUUGCUGGCCGUUCUCUCAGAAGCCCCUUUUGAUAUCUUCUCUGACCUCUCUCUCUUCUCUGAAUCUGACCUUUGAACUUGCUGAACUUGCUGUGUAAACAGAAGCAAGGAUUGCACUUUAUUCAUAUUUCUUAUUAGUGAUAUUUUUGUUUCUCAUGAAAAAAAAACAUCACAAACCUAUCGAAGCACUAAGACUCUUGAUGCAAAUCUGUAAGAUGACCCAUUUUUGAUAAACUUUGGAUAAUAA